Messenger RNA from Alosa alosa (allis shad), 5031 nucleotides. RefSeq names its product solute carrier family 16 member 1b (gene slc16a1b). The transcript has 8 exons. Gene Ontology annotation, cellular component: membrane. NCBI's taxonomy places the organism in Eukaryota, Metazoa, Chordata, Actinopteri, Clupeiformes, Clupeidae. Gene Ontology annotation, molecular function: monocarboxylic acid transmembrane transporter activity. The record is from RefSeq and is a predicted model, not a curated record. The coding region runs from base 361 to 1815 and encodes 484 amino acids. Gene Ontology annotation, biological process: transmembrane transport; monocarboxylic acid transport.
UGAAGGGCGAAGUGGCGGCGCACAGCGCAGGUGAUCUGUGCGUGUCUGUCACUGACGAGGCUCGCGUGUCCGGCUGCUGCUGCUGGAGUAGGAGGGGAUUCAGGCGCACGCGCACUUCCGCUCACAGAACCCAUGCCGACAUUUCAUACGAGCGCGGUCAGGAAAGUUUUCGCAUUCCUAUGAACACAUUUCCCCGUGUCAAACGGACAGAGUUGGCGACGCGAAGAACGGUCCUCUUCUCGCUACAGAAGCACCAUUUAGAGAUCUGAGGCGAGAACAGAAGAGAGCCGCUGUCCUGCCCGCGAGAUUUACUCAGUCAGCGCGCCGUGGUGUGUGUGUGUGUGUGUGUGAGAUUGAGCGAUGGCUCCAGCGACGGGUGGUCCGGUGGGCUACACGCCCCCUGAGGGGGGGUGGGGCUGGAUGGUGGUGGUGGGUGCCUUCAUCUCCAUCGGCUUCUCCUACGCCUUCGCCAAGUCCAUCACCGUCUUCUUCAAGGAGAUCGAGAUCAUCUUCGACGCCACCAGCUCACAGGUGUCCUGGAUCUCCUCCAUCACACUGGCCGUCAUGUACGGCGGAGGACCAAUCAGCAGCAUCUUGGUGAAUAAGUAUGGCAGUCGGCCCGUCAUGAUGUGUGGGGGGCUUCUGUCCGGCUGUGGUCUAGUGGCAGCCUCCUUCUGCAACAGCGUGGAGGGACUCUACUUCUGUGUGGGCGUUAUUGGAGGCCUGGGCCUGUCAUUCAACCUGAACCCCGCCCUGACAAUGAUCGGUAAAUACUUCUACAAGCGCCGGCCCAUCGCCAACGGGAUCGCCAUGGCGGGCAGCCCGGUGUUCCUGUCUACUCUGUCGCCGCUCAACACCUGGCUGUACGACCAGUUCGGCUGGCGGGGCAGCUUCCUCAUCCUAGGCGGCCUGCUGCUCAACUGCUGUGUGGCCGGAGCACUCAUGCGGCCCCUCGGACCCAAGGCUCCGCCACCCAAGAUAGAGGACCCCAAGGUGGAGCUGGAGUCCAGCGCGGUAGCAAAGCCCGCCCAGAAGCGAUCGGCCAUUGAGGUCAUCAACAGCUUCAUUGACCUGACGCUGUUUAAACACCGCGGCUUCCUGCUCUACCUGCUGGGCAAUGUGGUCAUGUUCUUCGGCCUCUUCUCGCCCCUCAUCUUCCUCAGCAACUACGCCAAGGACGAGGGCAUCUCCAAGGAGAAGGCCGCCUUCCUGCUGUCCAUCCUGGCCUUCACCGACAUGUUUGCCCGGCCCUCCAUGGGCCUGGUGGCCAACACGCGCUGGGUGCGUCCACGUAUCCAGUACUUCUUCGCCGCCUCGGUGCUGUACAACGGCAUCUGCCACCUGCUGGCGCCGCUGUCGGUGGACUACCUGGGCUUCGCGCUCUACGCCGUCUUCUUCGGGAUCGCGUUCGGCUGGCUCAGCUCCGUGCUGUUCGAGACGCUCAUGGACCUGGUCGGGGCGCAGAGGUUCUCCAGCGCCGUCGGACUCGUCACCAUCGUGGAGUGCGGCCCCGUGCUGUUGGGACCACCGCUGCUGGGCAAGCUGAAGGACGUCUACCAUAACUACAGGUACACGUACAUGGCGUGCGGUGUGAUCCUGGUGGUGGCGAGCGUCUUCCUGUUCGUGGGGAUGGGCAUCAACUACACGCUGCUGGAGCGCGAGAAGCGCGCGGAGGAGCGCAACAGCGCGGCCGACGCCCUCGAACAGGAGGCCAACGACCACAACGCCAGCCGCGAGAAGGAGGGGGAGGAGCCUAACGCAGCCAUGCCCCUCAACCCCCCCGAGGACGAGCAGCUGAAGGAGGACUCCGUCUAGGCCACGCGACGCAUGCGCUGGUGAACUCUGACCUCUCACCUCUGACCUCCCGGCCCGCGCAGCGCAGGUGUGUCACCGUCCACACGAGUACUGGAAGAUAACGGUCAAACGGACGACAGCAACGAGCAAACAAACAAACGAAAUACGGACAAAGCAAAUGUGAUUUUACUGUAGUAGGUGCUGGCACGAGUGCAAAGCAACACACACACACACACACACACACACACACACACACACACACACACACACACACACACACACAUACAAACUGACGAACAAAUACACUCCUUGACAUGCUAGUGAACAAACAUUGACAAAGAAGAAAGAUGAGAUUGGUGAGCUGGAUAUGUGGAAGCAUUUCACACACACACACAAACUACACAUUUACAUCACACACACGCACACACUACAAGUUUUAAGAAGGUUUAGUCAUGACUGGAACGUUUCUCCCUGUAAAUACCAAGUUCCCUCACCAGCUUCAAAACAAAACUUCCUAGACAGACCAGGCAGUAGGAUUCUAUCGGUUUGGACCACCUGACAGUCUGUGUGUGUGUGUGUGUGUGUGUGUGUAUUGUAGAGGAAUGAUCGAUUGUCUCAGUUGUCCCUCUGUUCUUUUUUGGAUUUGUGAUUCUGAUUUGAAUCUCAUCCCAUGGCAACAGGAAGUAGAUGAGCACUCACACCCCUGUUCCCAUGGGAACGUGAAACAGAACACUCCAGACUGCCCCUGAACUUGAGAUUAGAUUCUUCAAGUCAAGUCAGAUUUAUUUGUAUAGCGCAUAGAUUCUUAACCUCCUCAACAUGGUCUCUCUGUUCAGAGAUGUGAUCCAUCUCAAGUCUGCCAGCAGGGGGCAGAGAGGAGGUGACAGAGGGGCUAGUAGUGACCUUAGAAUCCCCACAACUAGCCCUAAAUGGCCCUCAAACUAGCCCUCCCAGAUGUAGUAUGUAGUCAUUUGGUACACACACACACACACACACACACACACUGGUCCCACAUUUGACUGCUUUUCUAUCCCAGUGUAAACAGACAUGUGGUCUGCCACUGUUGAUGAUGAUGAUGAUGAUGAUGAUGACACACUGCGCUGUUAACCCUCACAGUCUGAUGUGAGCGCCGCAGACCUGACGUCUUUAGGGAUGUCAGUGUACCAGAGUAGCAUAGACUCCGGCUCAGCCCCGCGAUAGUUGAUCUCUACACACUCCUCUGAGUCCUGUAGACUCUACACCCUUUAAACGCAAUGUGUCCACUAACCUCACUACACAGGCCAUGUAGAAAUCUCACUUUUUAACUCCAUAUUCCAUUUUACGCUAGAACGCUGAUACGUGAUCAAAUAUAUGUGUAUGCAUAUAGAUGUGUGUGUUUGAGUAACAGAAACAUUUCAGAUGAGUGUGUGAAUGUGCAUAUGUGUUUAUGACCUAAAAUAAGUAUUUCAGAUGUGUGUGUGUGUGUGUGAGAGAGAGAGUGCAACAGAAGCAUUUCAUUAACUUCUCCAUCUUGCUAUGUACUGUACGUUUAGAUUGUAGUGUGUGAGUGAAAUCACAUUUUAGUGUGUGUGUUUCGUGAUUUUAGCCAUUUUGAAUUGUUCUUCAUAACUGUGCCUUAGAUGGCCUAGUGCCUUUGUCCACACAGUGCCUUGGAAUGGACGUUAACCUCAGCCUUUACGGCUCAUCAGCUGCAUCAACGUCGGCCAUUUUGGCUCGGCUAAUGCAGUUUCCACAUGGGCUUCCCUGAGCACAACCUUAAGUGGGGGCGACCGCACCACUUUUACACUCAGUUCUAACUGCUGGUGUUUGAGCUCACAGACUUUCUAUAUGAACACCAGCUGCACUAAACUAGAGAAACUCCACCUGUCAACUAAACUAGAGAAACUCCACACCAUCUCUACUAAACUAGAGAAACUCCACACCAUCUCUACUGAACUGGAGACUAGACUCCACCUCUCUGCUAAACUAGACACCACCUCUGCUAAACUAGACACCACCUCUGCUAAACUAGAUACCACCUCUCUGCUAAACUCCGCUGUCAAAUGGACAUGCUUUCAGGCUUUAUGGGUUGUCAGGAUAGCGGCCAUUCCAUGCUGUGUGAUGUCUUUGAACUUCAUGUCACCUCUGUGUGUCUGUGUGUGUAAUGACGUAUAGUAUUACCUUUUGACAAGAGGACUUGGUAAUACUCUUUAAAAUCGAAAGCCUGCUUAGUAUUUCAACAGUAUGUUGUAUUAAGACAGUCUGUGUGUGUGUGUGUGGGCGUGUGUAAUAGCAGUGUAUAAUCACUCUAUUGUAUUUGAUGCCAAUUGAUCAGGUUGCAGGAAUGAGGUAACUGAGGCAAUGGCAAUGAUGACAUCACUCUGGCAGAAUUGCCGCAGAAGCCGUGAAGUGUGUGUGUGUGUGUGUGUGUGUUAGUUCUUCCACUCAGUUGAUAUGAAGUGUGUUUGGACAAGAGUGAGUGUGUGUGCAAACAAAUACCUAGUGUGUUUGUAGUGAGUAGCUGAGCUUUGUUGCUAGCAUGUAACUGCAACUGGACUUGGCCAAAUGUGCGAGUUGGUAAAACAGUCAUUUCAGUCGUUUCAUCAUUCUGUUUCAGUCUGAUGCGUCGCGUGUGUGUGUGUGUGUGUGUGUGUGUGUGUGUGUGUGUGUGUGUGUGUGUGUGUCCUGUGGUUCCCACUACACCAAGCACACAGGGAGAAGUGAACAUUUCAAACAUAUCUCUAUGCACUACUGAUACAGAGAUCCUUGAACGAACACACUCCAAUGAUCAGUUUGGGUUUGAUUCUGACACACACACACACACACACACACACACACACACACACACACACACACACACUCCUCUGCCCAGUUUGGGUUUGAUUCUGGUACCACUCUGGUCUCAGUUCAUCAUGCGUCUGGUCCACAGCCGACUGUCCUCUGGAUGUGUGUGUGUGUGUGUGUGUGAGAGAGAGGGGUGUGUGUGUGAGAGAGGGGGGUGGGCCGACGUCUCGGUGAGUUCACACAUCUAUUCAAAGCACCUUUUCAUUCCGCUGUUGUCAUGGAUACGGUUGCUGUGUCACAGGGCCUUCAGCAGGUCACUGUAUCACUUACAGAUAACGUAGAGUCAACCACCUAGACUAGACUAGACUAGUCAACUGAAUGUCACGGGGGGAAUUCUGAAGAUAAUAUUAAGUGUGUGUCUGAUGCCAUGUUGUUUUUCUGUAUGAGUGAAUAAAUCAUUUGUAAAAACAAAAA